Xenopus tropicalis (tropical clawed frog) is the source of this 5854-nucleotide messenger RNA. RefSeq names its product copine VII (gene cpne7). The transcript has 16 exons. Gene Ontology annotation, molecular function: calcium-dependent phospholipid binding. The coding region runs from base 876 to 2558 and encodes 560 amino acids. Gene Ontology annotation, cellular component: plasma membrane; nucleus; cytoplasm. The record is from RefSeq and is a predicted model, not a curated record. NCBI's taxonomy places the organism in Eukaryota, Metazoa, Chordata, Amphibia, Anura, Pipidae.
CGCACUGUCAUUGGGGGUUUAAGAUGUACUGAGAGAAGCAGACUGGCAGUGAAUGAGUUAGUGCAUUUGAAGGCUCCCUCUUAGGGUGUGCAGAAUGAAUUGCAGGCUGUGUGAGAUGCUUAGGAUACCAAAUCAGAUACAAGGAAGGCUACUCUACUGAACUCAGCUCUCUCUGGCUGUCAGGACCACUAAGGAACUGCACAGGAGCUCCACUGGGGACACAAGGUCCAUCAUGUGGUUAGUCCAAAUGGUAUCUGCCUGGGAGAAUGUAAUACCUGCCCUAAGCCUCUUGGAUUCAUUAUAAGAAAAAUCAACACAGUGUAUCUUUGCUUUCUUCUGCCAGAUGUCCAGUGUUCAUCUACGUACACUGAUGCAUGGAAAGUUCCUAAUCUUGCAGGAGCUGUUUCUGAUCUUAUCUUCAUACUGAAAACACAGAGUGAUUUACUGUCUGGGCGUUUUUUAGGUUUAUCUGGUAUCCUGGAAUCUUCAAGCUGACAGCAAGAAGGACAAUGAAGGAUCUUAUAUUUAUAUAAAGGCGAAGAACCUAAAGAAAAUACACACCAAGAAGGAAAGAGAAAGAGAGGAUAGUGACUUAAUUGUCAUGAAUAUAUAUUCUUUGCUAUAACACUCUAACAGAGUAUCAUUAGAUGAGGCUUACCUGUCUUAUCUACUAACUAGUACUUUUAUCAGCGGCCAUUUAUAGUGGCCUGGCUGUUGCAUAACCACUUCUAACACUGAUUUUGGAUAUCUCAUAACUUCAGUAACAUAUUGAUUGAUGGAAUCCCUUUCCUUCUAAGCAUUCCUUGAUUGAUGUACUUUAUCUUCCCUUCCAUUUGGUGAAUCUUGCUUUAAGAAGGGUAAGGAAAUUUGACAAAAUGAUGAUGAAUGAGAACUCAGACUUGGCGUCACCUUCCUCACUGGGGGUUGUCACAGCGACAUGUGUGUCCAAGGUGGAGCUUCGUGUAUACUGCAAGAACCUGCUGGAUAGGGACACACUCAAUAAAUCUGACCCAUGUGCGGUACUUCUAAUGCAGUCCCAGGGUCAGUGGAUGGAGGUGGACCGGUCAGAGGUAAUAAAGAGCAACCUGAACCCUGUCUUCUCCAAAGUCUUCACAGUGGAUUAUUACUUUGAAGAAGUGCAGAAACUGCGAUUUGAGGUGUAUGAUAUUCAUGGUCACUGCAGCAUUGGAGCAAGAGAUGAUGACUUUCUGGGUGGAGUUGAAAUUACCUUGGGGCAGAUUGUUGCUCAAAAGAAGAUUACCAAAGGGCUGUUUUUGAAAUAUGGAAAGUAUGCAGGAAAAUCUACUAUAACGGUGAUAUCUGAAGAGAUCUCAGGAAACAAUGGAUAUGUUGAGCUAUCAUUCUGUGCAAAGAAACUGGAUGACAAGGAUCUCUUUAGUAAAUCAGAUCCAUUCCUGGAAAUAUAUAGGAUCAAUGAUGAUCAAAGUGAGCAGCUUGUGUACAGGACAGAGGUUAUUAAGAACAAUUUGAACCCUGUAUGGGAGUCAUUUAAGGUGUCGCUAAGUUCUCUUUGCUGCUGUGAAGAAAAGCGGAAACUCAGGUGCCUGGUCUGGGAUUAUGACUCCCGUGGAAAACAUGAUUUUAUUGGAGAGUUUUAUGCAACCUUUGAAGAAAUGCAGAAAGCAAUCGGUGGAAAUAAGGUGCAGUGGGACUGUGUGAACCCCAAGUACAAAGUGAAGAAGAGAAAUUACAAGAACUCUGGAAUAGUUAUACUGACUAAUUUGAAGAUACACAGAGUCUAUUCUUUCCUUGACUAUAUUAUGGGCGGCUGCCAGAUUCACUUUACAGUGGCUAUAGACUUCACAGCGUCCAAUGGAGAUCCUCGGAACAGCUGCUCACUCCACUAUAUCAACCCUUAUCAGCCUAACGAAUAUUUAAAGGCAUUGGUUGCAGUGGGGGAGAUCUGCCAAGACUAUGACAGUGAUAAGAGAUUUUCAGCUCUGGGAUUUGGAGCUCGGAUUCCUCCAAAUUAUGAGGUUUCACAUGAUUUUGCUAUUAACUUCAAUCCAGAUGAUGAUGAAUGUGAAGGUAUUCAAGGUAUUGUGGAAUCCUAUCAGAACUGCUUACCUAAAAUUCAGCUCUAUGGACCCACAAAUGUGGCACCUAUCAUCUCCAGGGUGGCAAGAUUUGCUGCUGAAGAGGAAAGGACAAAAGAGGCUUCUAAAUAUUACAUCCUCCUUAUUCUUACGGAUGGAGUGGUAACUGACAUGGCAGAUACUCGUGAGGCCAUUGUGCGUGCUUCCUACCUGCCCAUGUCCAUCAUCAUUGUGGGGGUUGGCAAUGCAGAUUUCACGGACAUGCAAAUUCUUGACGGCGAUGAUGGCAUCCUGAGAGCCCCCAAGGGGGAACCAGUUCUUCGUGAUAUUGUACAAUUUGUACCAUUUAGAGAGUUCAAGAAUGCCUCUCCUGCUGCUUUGGCUAAAUGUGUCCUGGCUGAGGUUCCCAAACAAGUUGUGGAGUAUUACAGCUACAAAGCCUUCCCCCCUCGCUGCCCAAAAAUGGAAUCUCCAGACUCUGCUCUCAACUCCCCUCAAUGAAUCCUGUAUCACUUCUCCACUUUCUCUCUUGCAUACACUACUCUGAUUCUUCACUAGUCCAAUGGGUCAAUGGAAUAGAUGCAGCACACUAUGCGCCAAUCAUCUCUUAAUGCCAUCUUAUGGCCAAGCAUGCAACCACAGAUGCCCAGCUGCAUAUGCGCCAGAUUCACUGCUCAGAUACUUGCCACAAGCUCUUUCAUCAUUAGCUGCUAUAAUGAAGAUCCCUCACAUGUAGGAGAGCUUCUGUCUGCUCAUCACUUUAGAGGUGAAGACUUUCAACAAUUAACACAUUCACUCCAUGAGAAUAUUCAUAGUUGACAUGCUGACUAGUGUGUUUCAAAGAAUGAUCAUAUGGAAGAACCCCUAUUGCACCAGCUUUAUAAUGAACUCAGAACUACCUGUUGCUGUUCAUUCUGGAGAAAAACAGUUCUGGAUCAGAGAUCCAACUUCUGAUAUCCAUUUUAGGCACAAGAGCCACAAAUACUCAGCCUGAGGUACAAUAAACUUUUAUCAUGAUCACAUCUUUUGAGAAUCUGAAUGUAAACUUCUAGGUCAUUCUAAAAAAACAGUGGAAUGGGAAGGCAUGGGUGUGGCUUGGGUGGUUCCUAAAAUCCAGGAGUGUCCUGCUCUUUAGAAAGACAUCCUUCUUUAAACUGAUCAAGUUUCUGGUGAGAUUUAGUAAGGAGGAAAUAGUGUUAUUCUUGGAGGAUGGAAAACUUGCGCUUGUGUUUAAAUUUUAGUGGUUGCUUCUAUUUUGCUUUUUCACAAGAGCUUGUUCAAAAACAUUUACUAGAUAAUACACACUAGAUGGAUGCUACCUUUAUUUUAUUUAACAAAAAUGUGUUGCACAGUCUAUACCAAAUCAUAUAAAACUGGCCAGUUCUUCCAAGGCUUCACAAUGCCUAACCAGUUUUCUGUCCCUGAUACUUACUAUUGUCAGUAUUAAUCAUUCAGAGUAGAACUUGCCAAGGCUUCCCUCCACAGAGACAUUUUACUAGACAUUGUACCACCCCUUGAGGUAAAAAAAAAUCUGUCUAUAACAAUGGCUCAGCCAAUUCAAGCCACUUGGCAAGUACAUAAUAAUAAUUAUAAAUACAAGCAGAGAAAGACAGUUUUGCGCACAGAAUGCUCCAUGUAUGCCUUUAAGUUUUGUAAUAAUGAGGUAACAUUUGAAUCAAAUUUAUGGUCUUGCAUGCCCACUUGCCUGCCUUAGCCUUCACUUAUGCACCUGCAGCCCUCGAACUCAUCGUCUUUAGUUUCUUUUGGGAGACAGGGAGAUGGUGUGACAUGGUUUUAGCAGGAUAAUUUUUUACAGAUACCAUUGUGAGAACAAAGACAUAAAUCAUAUAUAUAUAUAUAAAUAUCAUGCAUAUACAUAUCUUAUUGAGUUGCUUAGCUUGCAAAAUGAGAAAACAAUUUACAAAAUCAUGUUCUGAGAUGCCUGUGUUAAAAUCAGCAGUGGUACUUUAUCUCCAUCUAGGCCAGGGGCGGAAUAGAAGUAGCAGCCCAUUACAAGACCUAAGGGUACUAAGGGCCGUGACUGAUUUAUUAUUUUUAACAUAGGUCGAAAAAUAAAUAGUCUUUGUAAGGUUUGCCAGAUUUAAUUAAAUGGCUGUGGGGCACAUUAACUGAUCCUGGCACAACUACAUAAUUUAAUAAGAAUGAAAUGGCAGAAACUUUCUAAACAAAAGGUUUUGGGAGACUAAAAAUCACCUGAAAUAAGGUAGUUCUGCAUUUGUGGUAUUCAGAGAAAGAAGUGACAGAUAUGUGUGCAAAACCCUGUGCUGUCUUAUUGCCCUGAUAUUUCCAAAGGUUAAUAUGAUGACAAUUUUCUGUUUAUAUUACCUUUAAUGUCUUUAGGUUACAUUCUGCCUUUGACCCUGGCUCGCUGAUGCUGUAUAUUAUGCAGCUAGUGCACAAUGAAUCUGGGCUUUAAGUGCAAUUGCUAAAGUUAUUAUGAGGGUAUGUUCACCUGUUGCACAGGGUUUAGUCUCUGGCUCAGACUGAGGUUUCUUUUAAGGUGCAUCUCACUGGCAUCUAUUUUAAUGCCCUGAUCUGUAUGCUUGUUUUUUGUGUUACUAGCUUUAAAUUGGGUAGGGUUGGAACCAACUUGGAGCUAGUACAGUACUAGGUCAGGCUGUAUCAAUUCAUGCAGUAUACAAUUCACAAUUCAAAUGGUAACAGAACCAACUGCAUCAGAAAUGGAAGCAAAAUAUCUUUGUAAUGUGCCUCUUUGAAACAAAGUUCAUACAUCACCCUCCAAUGUCACUGUACUGUUACUAUAGCUUCAUCAUACUGAAAUAUGGAAUUUUCUAAAUAUAAUCAAUUAAAUAACAAUCAAGGAACUUUUCACUCCCUCAGCAAUCGGUUUCUCUUCAGUUUCUCUUGAUGCAGAUUCCCAGGGUUGAAAACUAGGGGUAGGCAAAAGAGGCACAUGCCUAGGGCACACUGGUGGUUAUUGGAGCUAGGCACGUACGUCUUCUGUAUCCCUAGUCCAAUCACAUAUCCUCCCACCACUGGCUGGGUGGCCUAGGGCACUAAAGGUGUCAGGGUUUAAUACAGCCUUUGGGGGUGCUCUGUUUGUCUAGCAGAUGUAUUAAAGCUCACUCUUUCAAAAUCACCAGAAAUCCUGUCUCUCUUCAUGCAGGGUUUGUGCCAAAGUCAGUUAUUUUGUUAAAUUUUGCUGGUGCUGGAAUCAUUUAUUUAAGUUAGCUCUAAUUUAUCUGCUGGGAAAGGGGGCCCCCUAUAAAAUAUAUAUUACACCUACCUGUCAAUCAAAAUCAGAAACCCAUGUCCUGCAUGAAGAGAGAAUGAAGAGAGCCAGAUACUGAGAGAGAAAUAAUGAGAGAAACUUGAUUGUUUCAUAAACGGUACAGAAUUUUUCAUUGAUUAUAAGUGAAAAUUUCUUAUUUCAGCAUGAUGAAGUUUAUAUUGUUUUAAUUUUUGUCAUAUUUUCCCUUUAAACAAGAAAUAUCUGAAUAUUGACAACUGAUAGCAAAUAACUGAUAUGCUUCUAUUGUUUAAGGGGUUUGUUUUGCAGAUAUUUUCCUGUGCUGAAAGGUUAAAGAAAAGUGUGAACCUGAAAGGCCAGUCUUUUCUCUUUUUGUACUAGCCCCCUGUUUCAUGUUUAGUGCAUGUACCGAGUUCUCAAAUACCCCAGCUGUUGUGCAACACAUAGAGACAGUCAGGUGUGCAACACUGCUGUGUAUUUUAGUGCUUCUGUAAGGUUUGCAUGCUACUUGUAUAUGUUUCAGGGACAAGAUGUCUCCAAUAAAGUAAAUUCUUUUCUCGUUCUA